This is a messenger RNA of Drosophila guanche, 640 nucleotides long. Its product is annotated as peptidyl-prolyl cis-trans isomerase-like 3. Gene Ontology annotation, biological process: protein peptidyl-prolyl isomerization. Lineage: Eukaryota; Metazoa; Arthropoda; Insecta; Diptera; Drosophilidae. The record is from RefSeq and is a predicted model, not a curated record. The coding region runs from base 21 to 506 and encodes 161 amino acids. The transcript has 3 exons. Gene Ontology annotation, molecular function: peptidyl-prolyl cis-trans isomerase activity. Gene Ontology annotation, cellular component: catalytic step 2 spliceosome.
CACACUGUACACGAUCUAAAAUGUCUGUGACACUGCAUACCGACGUGGGCGACCUCAAAAUAGAGCUCUUCUGUGAUGCCUGCCCAAAAGCAUGCGAGAACUUCCUGGCCCUGUGUGCCAGCGACUACUACAGCGGCUGUGUCUUCAUUCGAAACAUAAAGGGAUUCAUUGUCCAGACCGGCGACCCCACCAAUACGGGAAAGAAUGGCCAGUCUAUUUGGGGAACUAAAUUCGACGAUGAGUUCAAGGAAACCGUCAAGCACACUGACCGUGGAAUGGUUUCGAUGGCGAACAAUGGGCCAAACGCUAACGCCAGCCAGUUUUUUAUCACGUACGCCGCCCAGCCGAACCUAGACUUGAAAUACACGCUGUUUGGUCGUGUAAUCGACGGCUUUGACGCCCUUGACGAGCUCGAGAAGCUGCCUGUCAAUCCCAAGAACUACCGGCCGCACGUGGACAAAAAGAUUAACGGAGUAACCAUACACGCCAAUCCCCUAGCAACGUGAUAGACAAUGACUACAAUUGGUUUGCUUAAAAGGAAACGUAUUUAUAGUACUUAAGCUAAUUGAUUUGUUCACUUACAUACUAAUUGGUUGAGAAACAUAGAAUAUUGUGCAAAGGGUGUUCUAGGACUAACAUC